AUGGAACUGGUAUUUUCUUCAGUUUGGCUGUCUCGUCUUCUGGUAAUAUUUUCAGUUUUGGUGUGCAGAACCAAGGCGUUGGUAAAGCUACCACCAAAUGAAACGGUUCCUGCUGUGAUCGUGUUUGGGGAUUCCAUUGUUGACGCUGGAAACAACAACCAUCUCCAGACUCUUAUCAGGUGCAACUUUCUCCCCUAUGGCCAAGAUUUUGAUGGCGGUAUUCCCACAGGAAGGUUUUGCAACGGAAAAAUCCCUUCGGAUUUAGUAGCUGAAGAAUUGGGAAUAAAAGAUAUACUGCCAGCGUAUCUGGACCCAAAUUUGAAACCCCAAGAUCUGAUAACAGGAGUAACCUUUGCGUCGGGUGGCACUGGAUACGAUCCUUUGACUCCCCAACUAGCGUCCGUUAUAUCGAUGUCGGCCCAGUUAGAUCUGUUUAAAGAAUACACAGCGAAGCUGAAACAACUUGUUGGAGAAGAGAGAGCAAACUUCAUCUUAUCCAAGAGUUUAUACCUUGUUGUAGCCGGUAGCGAUGACAUUGCCAAUACCUAUUUUGCUCUCCGUGCCAGGAAAUUGCAGUACGACAUUCCUGCCUACACUGAUUUAAUGCUUAACUCGGCUACUCUCUUUUUAAAGGAACUAUAUGGUUUGGGAGCAAGAAGAAUAGGAGUUUUCAGUACACCACCAAUCGGCUGUGUGCCAUCACAAAGAACAUUGGCAGGAGGAAUUAAAAGGGAAUGCGCAAAUGACUAUAACGUGGCAGCUAGAUUGUUCAAUGCAAAGCUAUCCGCAGCGUUGAAUUCACUUGAAAGAAGCAUGGCCUAUGGGAAAUUUGUGUACGUAGAUGUCUACAAUCCCCUGCUUGAUCUCAUUAAAACCCCUCAAAAAUAUGGCUUUGAAGUUGCAAACAAAGGGUGCUGUGGAACAGGGAACAUUGAGGUGGCAGUUUUGUGUAAUAAAUUGAGUCCAUCUACCUGUCCAGAUGUCUCCAAGUAUAUAUUUUGGGACAGUUAUCAUCCAACUGAGAAGGCAUACAGAGCCCUACUUAUCCCACUCCUACAAAAGUAUGUGACCAAAUUCUUGUGAGCCAAA
Messenger RNA from Hibiscus syriacus, 1089 nucleotides. RefSeq names its product GDSL esterase/lipase EXL3-like. Gene Ontology annotation, biological process: lipid metabolic process. The transcript has 5 exons. Bases 1 to 1083 code for a protein of 360 amino acids. NCBI's taxonomy places the organism in Eukaryota, Viridiplantae, Streptophyta, Magnoliopsida, Malvales, Malvaceae. The record is from RefSeq and is a predicted model, not a curated record. Gene Ontology annotation, molecular function: lipase activity. Gene Ontology annotation, cellular component: extracellular region.